This is a messenger RNA of Melitaea cinxia (Glanville fritillary), 4455 nucleotides long. RefSeq names its product protein PFC0760c (gene mus312). Lineage: Eukaryota; Metazoa; Arthropoda; Insecta; Lepidoptera; Nymphalidae. The coding region runs from base 655 to 4335 and encodes 1226 amino acids. The record is from RefSeq and is a predicted model, not a curated record. The transcript has 5 exons. Gene Ontology annotation, molecular function: enzyme binding. Gene Ontology annotation, biological process: DNA replication; meiotic DNA double-strand break processing; resolution of meiotic recombination intermediates. Gene Ontology annotation, cellular component: nucleus; Slx1-Slx4 complex.
CGAGUUUUCGAGUAUUGCCUACCUUUAUUUUGUGGUUGAUGUAGUCGCGAGACGCGAACAGUCGACGACCACGGGCUUCAGAUAGAACCUGUGGGUGGAACGAUAGAAUGGCAGAUGCGGGAUUGCGGGCGUUGCGGACGCUUAGUGGAACGCGGCCCGUGAUGCUAAUUGACUUUGACAGUACUUUUUAACCGAAAAAAUGGCGAUUGGUGUGGAUACGUCCAAAUGGAAACCUAGAAAAUUAAAUGGAACGCCUGCUGCUAAAGCGAUAAAUAUUGUUAGCGGAUGUGUUUUAAGUGCUGGACUUUUGAUCGGUGCAUUUUACCAAUACUCGAGUGUCACGGGUAAGAUUAGAAAAACAAUCGAUCCUAUAUAUAGAGAUCCAAUAGAAGAAGUAGAAAGAAAACUUAUGAUCGCUAGUGGUUUACCUAAUAGAUCUGGUGACACGAUCAGAAAAUUGUUAAAAGAGGAAGCAAGGACUGAUUUGCCUGAUAAAUAACAUGAAUGUAGAGAAGAGUAUUAGGUGGGUUAGUCAGUUGUAAAAUAUUGUAAUGUAAAUAAAUUAUUUAGUUAAUAAAAUAAGUGUUUUUAAUUGCCAGUGAAUGCCUCACUCCAUGCUCUGUUAUAAGCACCUAUUUUUCCAAGGAUACUGUAAUGGAUGAUAGCUCAUCUGAAUUUCAUACGAAAAAAAUUUAUACCACUGGCCCUAAAAAAGUGCAAAAACCAAAAGUAAGUAGAGCAAAGAAACCCAUAAAGAAAAUUAAAAAUCAAAAAGAUAUUAGGACAUUGAUAAAAAAUAAAAACAGUGAAAUCGUUUCAUAUUCAAAAGCGUUUGACCAAGUUUGUAAAAAGAAUGGUCUUGAUAUUGACCCUGAAGAACUGCAAUUGGCAAUAACAUUGUCAAAAUCACUUCAAGAAACGGAAACUAAAUUUGAUGAAAAUUUGCAAGAAUCAAAACCUUUGUCUUCUCAGGAGAAAACUGCAAGGAUAAGAAUAACAUUACAAGAGUACGGAUUUAGAGUUCCAAAUACAAAAGUAUCCAAAGACUCCAAUAAACGAAAAAAAGUUAAAAAACAAUACAAACUGCUACUUGUUUCUGAUGAAGAGAAAAAACAAAUUAUAUCUGAGAGAUACGCAGAAGUCUUAGCAAAGAAUAUUUGUAAAUCUCCUCUAAAGAAUAAAAUUACGUCAAAUUAUUAUGACCUAGAAGUAUUUUACAAGGCGACAAAUAUACUCUAUGAAUGUAUGAAAAUUGACGACGUAUUUUAUGUGAAGGAUUUGUUUGAGAAAACAACAAGUAAAUAUUGUAUGUUAAAGGAUUGGUCAAAUAUACCGGGCAGACCUGCAAGCCCUAAGAGAGAGGUAAAAAAUAUUAAUUUUGAAAACAUUGAUUGCACACAAGAUGAAUUAGAUGUCAUAUUAAGUGGUUCAAUAUACGCAGCACAAAGUAUUAUAGAAAGUAAGUGUAUAGUAAACAAUUCUAAUAUGUUUAAAAGUAGUGAAAAUAAUAGCCAAUAUAUGGUCAUUGAUGUGGGUGUGGACAAUGAUAUAAAAGUGUCCACAAAUAAUGAAAUGAACAACUUAUACUCACAUAGUAAAAAUAAUUUAAAAUUUGAUACUAUGUUAUCAGUAUCACAGAAAAAUGAUAAUGGUACAAUAGCAACCACAAAUAAAGAAAUAAGUGACUUGUGUACAAACAGUAAAAGUACUUUAAAGCUUGACACCAUGUUAACAAUAACACAAAAUCUAAGAAGUGCAUCACCAGAUUUAUUUGAUGAUGAUUUUUCCUUAACAUCAGAUGAUACACACAAUGCUAUCCAAACCGUAGAAGACAAUGUAACUCAAAGUAAGAAUAAUGUCACAGAUUGUAUGGAUUUAACAGAAUGUGUGUCUAGUGCUCCUGAAAGUGAUAAAACACUUAAAAUCAAACUUUCUCAAAAAAAAGUAAAUAUUACAAAUAGAAAAUCAAAUGUAAUGGAGAUUACAGAAUGUGUCUCAACUAGUAUCAAACAAAACUGUGUAGAUAUUGAUCUUACACAAGAUUUUAUUACACAAAAUGAAAAAAAUGAGAAUAAUAUUGAAACAGAAAAUUUUAAAAUAGAUGUAACUCAAUCUAAAUUUGAUGUUAAUGUAUUUGAUGCUAACAUUGCUGCAAUAGAAAGAAAAGACUUAUUAGAUGAAAUGAUUAUAAAUAGUGAUUGUGUGGAAAUUGUUUCUGAUAAAGUAUCAAAUAAAAAACUAUUAACAUCCCGAAUCAACCCAGAAAUUAAAAAUGAUGAUAAUGCUAAAGUAGAAAAAAUGGAAUGCCUUCCUUCCAGUUCUAAACAAAAUGUUAUAGAAAACAUUGAUCUAACACAAAUUACAUAUUCAAAAAUAAAUUUAUCCAAUAACUUUCUACCAGAAAAUUUACAUAUAGAUUUAACACAGACAAAUUCUUGCAUUUUUCCAUUAACAGAAAGAGCCAGUUCAAAUAUUGAUAAUUUAGUAGGUGAUGUUAUAAUUGUUGGAGAUUCAGAAUUAUUAUCAGAUCCUAUAUCAAAAGAAGAUAUUUAUAUGAGCCAAAAAGACUUAAUAAUUUCAAAUUCUAGCAAAAAUACAGAAGAUAAUAGUUUAGAACCAAAGGAUAUUGACAACAGUUGUAAUAUUGAUGAAAAUAAUUUGAGUAAAGAAAAUAAUACUAAUUUAGAAAUUGAUAUAACUCAAUCCUCGAAUGCGGAUAAUGGCUCAGAAAAUGGCCUCACAAAAAAGGAUGAUUUAUCAGACAAAUCCAGUCCUGUGAUAAAUAAAGAAUUACCAAAUGCACCAAAAGAUUCAGAUAUUGUAUAUAAUGAUUGUAAUAAAUCGGAAAAGAAUAACAAAAUAGAUGAUUUUGAUUAUAAUCAUGACUUUUAUAGUUAUAAUGAAAAUUUAUAUAAGGAUUCAUAUUAUUUUCGCAAUAAUAAUUUACCCAAUAAUAAUUCAGAAGACAAAGUAGAAUUGGAAAAUACUGAUUGUGAUAAUAAAAGCCCAUCUCAUGCUAAAAGUCCGAAUAACGAUUCAUGUAUACUAAUGAAAGAUAAUGAAUGUACCUCAUUUAAACGAUUAGAAAAAAACAAUAAUGCUAAAAGUGAUGUAGCUGAGGCUGAUGGGAUUGAUUUAACUCAAAGCUCUGAUUCAUCCAAUGAAGCUAUGGAAAUAUGUAUACCAAAAUAUCCCGAUAUAAAUAAUUUAGGUAAAGUAGACAAUAUAUCUGUAGAUUAUGAUGAAAUGUUUGACGAUGUUGUAAGUAAAAGAAGUAAAUGCACACCUCAAACUUCUCUUAAGUCCAAUAAUAAUAAUACAUUAAAUAGUAGUAGUAAAAUUGGAACUUCAAACAAUGAAGAUUCUAGUUCCAGUAAAGAGUCCGAAUGUUUCGAGAUUUCUGAUAAAGAAUUCAACUAUUCCAUGCAUCAAUCGAGACACAAUUUCGAAAUUGGAGGUGUUUCAAUAUUGGAUAAUGUAUCUGACUUCGAAAGUUCAAAUAGAUUGUUCAGCAAUGGUGACAUACCUACAACUAGUGUAAAUAAAAUUUGUACACCUAAGGCAGUAUUAAAUUCGCAAAAAGUAAUAUCUGAUACUUCUACACCCGUUAUAACCAAAUGUGUGAUUAAAGAAGUACAGAACACACCUAGAAAUAGUAAUUACAUAAUAAAAACACAAAAUGUAACACCAAUGAUGGAUUAUGAAGCAAUGACGUCACCCGAAAGAAACAGAGAGUUGGAAAAAUAUGGGCUAAAACCAUUUAAGAGAAAAAGAGCUAUACAACUGCUAAAACAUCUCUAUGAGCAAACCCAUCCACUUGUAGCAUUGUGUGAUCCAGAAGAAUGCUCAUCUCCAUCUAAGAGGCAGAAAUGUAACAGUGAACAUCCACGAUCUAUUUCACCACAAAAAUCCGUAAUAUCUCCUAGAAAAUCGCCAAAGAAAUCCCAAAGAUCGCCAAUAAAAUCUCAAAAGUCACCUAGUAAAAGGGAACCAAAACUAGUUAAAUCAAAUGUAGAGAAUUCAGUGUAUGUGGAAACAAAAAUAACUCCUGACAUCAAAGAAAUCAAAUGUAACCCAGAUGAUUGGGUAUUUCAGACAAGAGAAAAAGCAAAGGUACAUUCAUGCAAAGUCCCAUUACAUAUCGUAUUUCACAAUUACAUGUCUUGUCGGCAAGGAUUAAGAGAAGCGAUAUUACGGUAUGAACCCGUUAACAUUGAUAUGAUACACAGGGAUCUUGUAGCGUGCGGAUAUAAAUACAACCCUAAGGAUCUUUUAAGGUUUCUGGAUAAAAAGUGCAUCACGGUUAAAACUGCAGAAAAUAACACCAAAAAAUAGAAAAUAACAAGAAUUUUAAUAUGAUCAUCAUGUUAUAUUUUAAAGCUUUAUAUAUUCUAUUACAAGGUACCUUAGGAACAAUAAACGCAUCUAAAAAUGUGAUCAUGUACCAUUUUAAAA